AUGGCCAUCAUCCAUAUACACGAACAACUCAAAACUAUGAGAAAUGAAGAUACAAAAAUAAUUACACUAUAUCGUGGUCAAAAGAUUGGAAAUGAAGAAAUAGAAAAACUACGCCGCAAUAUUAAUGGACUUAUAUCGUUCAAUUCGUUUUUGUCGACAUCAAGUGAUAAAGAAGUAGCUCACAUGUUUGGCUCUUGCGAAGGAAAUGAAGAAACCAAUGGUCAGACGUCAGUAGUUUUUGAAAUGAAGACUGCAUGCAAUUUAUUUAGCAAUAUCUCAGAAGUGGCUGAACAUCCUGACGAACAAGAAUAUUUGUUUCUAGUUGGAACUACUUUCAAAAUUGUCUCAGUUAAAAAGAUUGAAAGAGAUCGAAAGAAUUACUGGUAUGUGCAAUUAAUUGACACUACCGAUGAUGAUCUCAAUGAUUUGAAAGCAAUAAAACAACAACUUCUAGAAAGACUCGCAAUUAGUAAAGGCCCAUUCAAGUUAACAUGGGGUCGCUUUUUAUAUAAUGUUGGUGAAUAUGACACAGCAGCAAAUCAUUAUGAAAAAUGGUUGAAAGAUUUAGAGAAUAUUGAUGAUAAUGAACUUUUAGCAACUAUUCAUAAUGAUCUAGGAGCUAUAUAUUACCAUAAGAAAGCAUACGCUAAAUCAAACGAACAUCAUUCAUCAGCAUUCGCUCAAGCUCAAACAGCACCUUUUCCACUCUGUCACAGUGUCUUUUACGAUAAUCAAGGUGGUACUCGAAUGAAGUUAAACGAAUAUGCAAAAGCAUUCGAUGACUUUCGACGUGCAUUAGGCAUUGAACAGCGACGAAGACCGAUAAAUGAGCUAAAUAUCGGCCGUAUACUCUCAAAUAUGGGUACUAUUUGUUAUCAUCGACGUCAAUAUCGAAUGGCACUCCGCUAUUUUCAGCAAGCAUUCGAACGACAGCGACGGAUAUCAUUGGUGAAAUCUGAUGAAUUGGCUGUAACAUGUAACAAUCUUGGUAAUACCUAUAUAAAACUAAAGGAGUUUAUUCAAGCUGAAAAAUUCUAUUCGGAAGCAUACAAGAUCGCGCGUAGAUUAUUACCCGAAGGACAUGAAAAAGUGAAAUCAUUUGAAAAUAAUUGGAAUGAAUCGCUUAAAAGACUUGAGAAUAUGAAUGCCAAUACCAACAAAAAGGUACCUGUCAAAGUAUUGAACCCUACCGAACGUCGAAACAGUAAUAUCAGUAUUUCUCAAAUAGAAAUCGUAACAUAA
Rotaria sp. Silwood2 is the source of this 1242-nucleotide messenger RNA. The record is from the annotation of a GenBank genome assembly. Lineage: Eukaryota; Metazoa; Rotifera; Eurotatoria; Philodinida; Philodinidae.